Messenger RNA from Gilbertella persicaria, 579 nucleotides. RefSeq lists its product as uncharacterized. Gene Ontology annotation, biological process: regulation of DNA-templated transcription. The transcript has a single exon. The record is from RefSeq and is a predicted model, not a curated record. The coding region runs from base 1 to 579 and encodes 192 amino acids. Gene Ontology annotation, molecular function: DNA-binding transcription factor activity. NCBI's taxonomy places the organism in Eukaryota, Fungi, Mucoromycota, Mucoromycetes, Mucorales, Choanephoraceae.
AUGCUUGCCUCUCCUCCUAUUUCGGAGUGUACACCUCGUAUGGACCCUCUUCUUGAUCUCUCUACACCUUUAUUAAAAUACGAGCCUCUCUCACCGGUUGAGACACCUAAAGCUGAACUUCAAGAUAUAUCUAAUUCUGCCGUUGAUCUUCAGCCAUUUAUCAAAGCUCUCACUUUACUUGGAUCAUUACAACAAAACAACACCAGCAAUCACAACACCAUCAGCAAUAAACGCCCAAGAAACGACUCGAUAGAUGAACAACAACAAGAUUUAAUUGCUUUAAAACGACAAAGAAACACUGAUGCAGCCAGAAGGUCACGACAACGCAAGGCUAUGAAGAUGGAUGCUCUCGAAAAACGUGUGAUGGACUUGGAAGCUGAAAAUGAACGAUUAAGAUUACGCGCUGCAGUUGCCGAGAGUGAACGCGCCAACGUCGAAGCAAAAGAGAAGAGAAGUAGAGUCAGAAUCUUAGAACUAGAACGACAACUUGCCGACACUCACAAAGCACUAUUAAAAUACAACACAAAAGACAUCACAUUAUUACCAGCAACACCAACAAUAUCAACUUCAGCAAUCUAG